Parascedosporium putredinis is the source of this 1542-nucleotide messenger RNA. Lineage: Eukaryota; Fungi; Ascomycota; Sordariomycetes; Microascales; Microascaceae. The record is from the annotation of a GenBank genome assembly.
AUGACUGCAAACGGAACUGGUAUCAAUGGCGUCAAUGGGGCUGCGCCUGCCCAGGCCCAUCAAGCUUACCAGUACUCUAAGGAGCCCCUGGGAAACCCUCGACCGAUCCGGAUCGUGGUUAUCGGCUGCGGCGUGUCUGGCAUCGCGGCUGUAAAGAUGUUCAAGGAUAGGUUUCACAAUCUACCAGUGGAACUUGCGCUCUACGAGAGGAACAAGUCUGUCGGGGAACCUGGUUCGAGAACCGUUACCCAGGGAAACCCGUACUUUUCGCGGGUAUACGUCGGCGCCCCCGAGCUUUACGAGUACUUCAAAGGACGGGCGGAUGCUUACGGUGUUCCGGAUUACGUCCGUCUCGAGCACAAGGUUACCGAUGUUUCGUGGAACGAGAAAAUGGGGCAGUAUGGGCUCAAAAUCGAGGAUCUGGCUACCGGAAAAACCAUCACGGACCAUGCUGAAGUUGUCAUCAACUCGACCGGAAUCCUAAACGCGUGGAAAUGGCCUGAUAUUCCUGGAAUCCACACCUUCAAGGGCACCCUUCUCCAUUCCGCCAACUACGACACUUCUGCGGAUCUCGACGGCAAGGUCAUAGCGACAUUCAUCACCCCGGAACUCGCGCUCGACCUUGCACCCAAGGGAAGAGACACUGUGUACAGCAGAGAGGAGCAGGACAAGUGGGCGGAGGAUCCCGAAGAGUUCCUAAAGUUCCGAAAGCGGGCGACACACAUCUUGAACACGGGAUUUGAGGUCAUCGUGAAGGAUUCCAAGGAACAGAAGGAGACCUUGGCCAUGAUUAAGAAGCAGAUGGAGAAGCGGCUGAGCAAGAAGAAGGAGCUUAUCCCAAAGCUCAUACCCGAUUUUGCUUUAGGGUGCCGCCGAUUUACCCCUGGAGAUGGAUACCUCGAGGCUCUCUGCGAGGACAACGUGACUGUGCGGAUAACUGAUAUCAAAGAGAUCGUGCCGGACGGCGUCAUCACUAGUGACGGAGAGAAGGUCGAACUUGAUGCCCUCAUCUGCGCCACGGGCUUCAAUACAGGAUAUCUCGGAGUUUCCGUCGCCAAAUUCCCCAACUACUUCAUGACCACUGGCCCCGCCGCGCCUGCUGCCCACGGGACCUUUAUUCCCUGCAUAGAAGCCUACAUCAAGUACGCGUUCGACGCCGUAGAGAGACUCAUGAGGGAGGGAAUAAAAUCCAUUUGUGUCAAGGAAGAGGCCGUAGCCGACUUCCAAGAGCACAAGGACAACAUUGUCCACGACUUCGUCUGGACGUCAACCUGCCGAUCUUGGUACAAGAACGGAACGGUGGAUGGCAAGGUCUGGGGCCCUUGGCCGGGCUCUGGCCCCCAUUUCCUCGAAUCUCUGGCUCACCCACGUUGGGAAGAUUACGACUUCAAGUACCGCACGGGCAACCGAUUCCAGUACUUGGGCAACGGGAGGACGAUACGCGAACUUGAGGGUGGGGAUUUGUCUUGGUUCAUUAAGAAGGGCCCUAAGCACACGAGAGAGGAACUUACCCCCUCCACGGUUAGCAUUAACGGCUUGUAA